AGUUGAGUAGCCAUAACCGUGUAACUGCAGACAAACUCUGUUUGCUUGUUUUCAUAUCAUAGCAUAUCAGAUGCAUUUUACACACGCGCUCCUUCUAACGCGUGUGAUUCUCCACCAUUUUUUGAUACUGAAAAAUAACGUGAACUACUCGUACAAGUUUCUCUCUCUCUCUCUUUCUCUUUCUCUAUCGAACGAAACAAAACGAACCAAUAACAACGAUGAACAAGAUGAAGUUGUUUCUCUGAGAGUAGCUUUGGAUUCAUUCAUUCAUUCAUUCAAAACUCACUCAUUCAUCAUUCAUUCCUCAUUUUCUCAAUUCUCAAGUCAAGGGCUAUUCCCCUACGGGUUUUAUCAGUUAGAAAUGGAUUUUGAAGAGAAGUUUCUUGCUAAAGUUUCUGGUGUUCGAAGCCUUUCUUCCAGUGUGCAUAGUACUCCUGAAAAAAAUGGCCAUUCAGAUGAUGCUUCAAGAAGUUCAGAACACUUUCAGGAGUUCAUGAAAUAUGGUCCAAAGAAGGAACUUCUUCAAACGUGCUUUGAUAAGGACAAAAAGAACAUGUCUUCAAAAAACAGGAUGACUGAAGCCAAGUCAUGUGGUAAGAUAAUUAAGAAACAAGACACAAAAAAGGUUUCUAGUCUUAAUCGUCAGCCCUCAAAAAAGCAAAAUCGGAAGAGUGAAAACCCCAUCCGACUUGUACCUCCUCCUAACCAGGCUUCUGAUUUUGGACAUCCGAGCACUUGGAUCUGUAAAAAUGCUGCUUGUAGGGCGGUUCUAUCAGUGGAUGACACAUUUUGUAGACGGUGUUCUUGCUGUAUCUGUCACCUUUUUGAUGAUAACAAGGAUCCUAGUCUUUGGUUAGUAUGCACAUCUGAAUCUACUCAAGGGGACUCCUGUGAGUUGUCUUGCCACAUCGAAUGUGCCCUUCAACAUGAAAAAGUGGGAGUUGUUGAUCAUGGGCAACUGAUGCAACUGGAUGGUGGUUAUUGUUGUGCAUCCUGUGGUAAAGUUACUGGGAUACUUGGAUGCUGGAAGAAACAACUGAAUAUUGCAAAAGAUGCCCGGCGUGUAGAUGUACUCUGUUAUAGAAUAUAUUUGAGCUACAGGCUCCUGAAUGGAACUUCAAAAUUUAAAGACCUGCAUCAAAUUGUACAGGAGGCAAAGGCUAAACUGGAGACAGAAGUUGGUCCUCUUGAUGGAGUUUCUGCCAAAAUGGCCCGGGGCAUUGUCAGCAGACUCUCUAUUGCCAGCGAUGUGCAGAGAUUCUGCACUCUUGCUAUUGAGAAAGCUGACAGCUGGCUGGCCAUUGUUCCAAAUUUAAAUUCAGAGGGUUCACUUCCUGCUGCUUGCAAAUUUGUUUUUGAAGAGGUAACAGAUUCUUCUGUCAAAAUCAUUUUAAUUGAAAUGUCAAAUAUAUGUUCUGAGGACAUCAAGGGGUACAAGCUUUGGUAUUACAAGAGUUGGGAUGAACCACCCACAAAGGAUCCUGUUUCUGUAUUUCCCAAAUCUCAGAGGAGGAUUUUGAUAUCCGACCUUCAACCUUGCACAGAAUAUACUUUUCGGAUUAUAUCUUACACUGCCAUGGGUGACCUGGGUCAUUCUGAGGCUAAGUGUUUCACUGAGAGCAUCGAGAUAAUUCAAAACAAUCCCUCUAAGUCAGUUGCUUCAAAUCAUAAAAAACAGAACCCUCAAACCGGUGGCAAUUCUUCUGGCUCCAAGAUGGAGCUCAAUCCCACAAUGGCAGGUCCCAGAUUUAAGGUUCGAGACCUUGGGAAAGUUUUGCGCGUUGCUUGGGCUCAAGAACGUGGUUACUUUGAGGAGUUGUGCUGUGCUGAUAUGAAAAAUUGCUGUGGACAAGGCAAAAUGAACAAGCCCAAAAUUCCAGAAAGGCUGUUGCCUUCAGAUUCACGAGGCCUUGAUUUAAAUGUUGUUUCAGUCCCUGAUUUGAAUGAAGACCUAACACCUCCUUUUGAGUCUUCCAGGGAUGAAGGUAAUGGUUGCACUUUACUGCAGGCUGUUGAGGCAGAUGAUGAUGCUGUUUCUCAUGAUCUACAGGAAAACGAUAAAGCAAGGUCACAUAGGAGUGGCGACUCACAAACCUGGGCUCAUGGGCCAAGAGAAGUCUCAGCUGUUGACUCUCGUGUAAAUGCAGGCAGGAAAAGGGUUGCGAGCACAAAUGAAGAGGCACAUGAGUGUGAUAGUACUUUGAUAAAUGGUUCUCCUUUACGUAUAUCUGGUGGUUCCCAUUUCUUGGAUGAAAACUUCGAGUAUUGUGUGAAGGUUAUCCGUUGGCUAGAGUGUGAGGGCCACAUCAAACAGGAAUUUAGGUUGAAAUUGCUAACAUGGUUUAGUUUGAGAUCGACGGAGCAGGAACGCAGGGUUGUAAAUACCUUCAUUCAAACUCUUAUGGAUGAUCCAAGUAGUUUGGCAGGGCAACUGGUUGACUCUUUCUCUGAUAUUGUAUCCAGCAAGAAGAGGCCAAGAAAUGGACUCAAUAGUAAAGCUGGAGCAUCAAAAUAAGGGUGAUCCUAUUAUAAAGUUUGUUAUUUACCAUUCACCCUUCUGUGAUGAAAAAUUGCCCUCAGAUUGUUUCGCCUUCCCUGUACAGGCAUUUUUUUUGAAAAUUUAUCACCCAUCAAAGGGAUUCAUUUUAUUGCAUUGCAGACAGGUUUAAUCUUUGCUCAAGGAUUUGCAUUGAUGAUGCAGAAAAAGAAACUCAUUUUUCCCGGGAGGGAGGAUCAUCGAACGAAAAGUUUCGGGAUUGCUAUUUAGUAAAUUCCUGUAAUUAUUUUCAGUAUGAAUUUAUUCACCGAUGAUAUUAGCAUUGAAUCCUUCUUUUCAUAACUUUUAUUUGAAAAGGCUACAUCAUAUAAUCCUUGAUUUUAUUCAA
Trifolium pratense (red clover) is the source of this 2885-nucleotide messenger RNA. Its product is annotated as VIN3-like protein 1. Gene Ontology annotation, biological process: vernalization response; epigenetic regulation of gene expression. The record is from RefSeq and is a predicted model, not a curated record. Lineage: Eukaryota; Viridiplantae; Streptophyta; Magnoliopsida; Fabales; Fabaceae. Bases 71 to 2515 code for a protein of 814 amino acids. Gene Ontology annotation, molecular function: protein binding. The transcript is spliced from 5 exons.